UGAAGGUCGGUUAACCUGCUGAUCCACGGUUUGCCUUCUGACUGUUGGCUGCAUGGUUAGCCAGGUAAUCACCUGGUAAGCCUCUCCAAAGGUGAUAGGUCAAAGAGGAGGAAAGCAUGCCUGACAGGAGUCUCUGAAACCCUUUACGGCAGAGACGGACGAAGGAGCGCUCCGCUGCUGCAUCGCAACCUUCUCUCGGCUUUCCAGCAUCUAGAUUAGGGAUUCAGCAAGCAUGUCUAAGGCAGGAGAGAGGACCUCUUCCACAACCUCUGCCGAAUCAGUCUUUUCAGACGGCAAAGAUGGAGGCUCCAAAACUAGCACGGCCACCAACUCCCCGUCGGGUUCUGUCUCUGAAACGCCAAAGAAGUCCUCCAAGAAGGCCAAGAAAAACACGGAGAGCAUGAACAAAGUCUACAACUCCAUUCUCAACAAUCUUUUUGGGGCCGAAAGAGAGCUGGCUCCGGCUGAAAUAGACGAGUUGCAAGAAGCCUUCAAGGAGUUCGACUACGACCAGGACGGCUACCUGAACUACAAAGAUGUGGCUGAAUGCAUGAGAACCAUGGGCUACAUGCCCACCGAGAUGGAGCUGCUGGAAAUCGUACAACAGAUCAAGAUGCGAAUGGGCGGGUUGAUGGACUUUGAUGAUUUUACUGAACUGAUGGCGCCGAGACUCAUGGGAGAAACCAUAAACAUGAUGGGACUCAAGGAGCUCCAGUCGGCCUUCCUGCAGUUUGACUUGGAUGGAGAUGGAAAGAUCAACCAGGAGGAGAUGAAGGAAGCUCUGAAAACUCUCCUGGGGGAGAAGCUGAAGAAGGGAGAACUGGAGGAGAUCCUGAAGGAGCUGGACGUCAACGCAGACGGAAGCAUCGACUUCGAAGAGUUUGUGAUGAUGCUUUCCAUUCAUUGAAAUCUGGAAACAACACCAGCGUGGACCGGCCUGUGAAACGGCAUUGUCUAACAACACGUUGUCAUUCUCGUUUCAGUGAAGAAGAAAAAAAAAACCCUGUGAACUAAGACGUAUGACGUUGAAAGCAGAACACACACUUUGGUGAUUUGUCUUGUUAUGUAAAUAAACCAGAUAUUCUUUUGCUAUUUUAAUAAAUAAAUUUAAACCGGUCGAGUCUGUGAUUUCAUCAGGACAACACAAGAAGGAUUAGAGAGAUUAUAUAUCAGCCUCCCAGUCAGACUUUAUUCUGAAAACACAUUUUUUUUUAACCACAGGAACAAUGGGAAAAUUCUAACAAGCCAAUCAGCCUCUAAAUAAUAUUAUUUAAAUAGAAAUAAAAUAUCUACUAAUAACAACAAAACAGCGCUGAGCCUUGUCAGAUCCGCAGUCUCUGAAACCAGAGAGCGAAAUAAUAAAAGGUGGUCGGUCAGAAUCCCACCAAACACGUCCCCACCAUUAACAUUUUAGAAGUUUAUCACUACUUCUGUGUUCACACACUUCAGCAAAAUCUGCAGCUCAGCUAAUCUUCCGAAACGGCAAAAAAAAAAA
Molecule: messenger RNA, 1495 nt
Organism: Fundulus heteroclitus (mummichog)
Lineage: Eukaryota; Metazoa; Chordata; Actinopteri; Cyprinodontiformes; Fundulidae
Product: calcium-binding protein 2
Exons: 8
Coding region: 233-907 (224 amino acids)
Molecular function (GO): calcium ion binding
Source: RefSeq, a predicted model, not a curated record